Messenger RNA from Paramuricea clavata, 1119 nucleotides. The record is from the annotation of a GenBank genome assembly. Lineage: Eukaryota; Metazoa; Cnidaria; Anthozoa; Malacalcyonacea; Plexauridae.
AUGGAGUGCAAUACAACCGUAUCUGCAUGCAAUGUCUCCACUCCUGGCUCCGUUGAGUAUAUUGAGAGAAGCGUGUUUAUACAGAUAGUUGUGCUUACUAUUAUGGCAGUUUUGGGUGUAGGAGGGAACAUAAUAAUCCUAGCCACUGGUGUAAAAGGUUUGUUCUGUGUACCGGACUUACGAUUGCGUCAAGAAUACACGCCAUCAUUUAUAACAAACCUAGCAGUGGCUGAUAUAUUGAUUCUUAUGUACUGCGUUCCUUUACAUCUUUCCGAAGUGAAGAGACUGCCAAUGAGCGAGUUUGUUUGCCGUUAUCUGGUGCCAUUACGAGAUACGCUCGCAUUAACAGCAAUCUUGACAAUCAUGGCCAUAAGUUUGGAACGAGCUGUUGCUAUUCUACACCCGUUCUCUCUGGAGUCGUCCCAGAGAUACACCAGACAUUGGAUAAUAGUUAUUUGGAUUGUAUCGUAUCUUUUCGCAGGUUUACCUAUGGUGUUUGUCAUGAGCAGUCAUUCUGGACAAUUUUGCAUACGAAAGUGGAGUAGUGUUAGACUAAGGAAUGUGCAUCAGAUGUCUGCUAUUUUACUUAUUGUUAUACCAGGCAUCAUUACGACAUUCUCCUACAUGUUUUGUAUACGAGCACUGCACAAAUUUCGCCAACGUCGCAAGAAUAGCGUCGAAAGUACGGGCGUUCAACAAUGGUCAUUUAUCAAGCAGACACGCAGUGUUUCUCGUAUUGCUUUAGUCCUAGUUGUGGUAUACUGGCUAUGUAAUCUACCUCUUGUCACAUAUGCAAUUGUGGCAAACUAUCGACUUAUUGCUCCCUCCCCAAAGGAGCAUGCAUACACAAUGGCUGUUCUAACUUGCCUCUUCUUUGGUGCUAGUGUUAUGAAUCCUAUCGUGUUAAUUGCUAUGAGCCAUCUGUACCGGGAAAGCGCUGUAACUUGUGUACAAUAUAUCUUCUCUAAAGGGAACCCUAUCGUACGAUAUAGGUCCAGGGUGCAAUUUACUAGAGAGUCGACCAAUGGCAAUCGAUCAGAACAUAUCUCAAUUGCAAAUAAUGAAGACAACGGGGAAAACAAUAACGCCAAUGGAUUUAUGCUAACCGCUCGAAAAUGA